CCCAGACCGGCGAACACUACAGUCAGGAUGGCUAAAGGUGAUCCCAAGAAACCAAAGGGCAAGAUGUCCGCCUAUGCCUUCUUCGUGCAGACGUGCAGGGAAGAACACAAGACGAAAAACCCAGAGGUUCCAGUCAACUUUGCCGAGUUUUCCAAGAAGUGCUCUGAGAGGUGGAAGACGAUGUCUAGCAAAGAGAAAUCAAAGUUUGACGAGAUGGCCAAGGCAGAUAAGGUACGCUACGGUCGUGAAAUGAAAGAUUAUGAGUCAGCUAAAGGAGGCAAAAAGAAGAAGGACCCGAAUGCCCCCAAAAGACCUCCGUCUGGAUUUUUCUUGUUCUGCUCUGAAUUCCGCCCGAAGAUCAAAUCUGCAAACCCUGGCAUCUCCAUUGAAGAUGUGGUCAAAAAGCUGGGUGAGAUGUGGAAUAACUUAAGUGACAGUGAAAAGCAGCCUUACAUGACCAAGGCAGCAAAGCUGAAAGAGAAGUAUGAGAAGGAUGUUGCUGACUAUAAGUCUAACGGGCAGUUUGAUGGCGCCAAGGGUCCUGCUAAAGUUGCCCGGAAAACGGUGGAAGAAGAGGAGGAGGAGAAGGAAGAGGAAGAAGAGGAGGAGCAAGAAGAUGAAUAAAAACUCUGUCUCCUUGUGAAUACCUUAGAGUAGGAGAGCGCUGUGAUUGACACAUCUCUUAUUUGAGUCGUGUCUAUUGCCCUUGUUAGGUUUAAUUACAAAAUUUGAUCACGAUCAUAUUGUAGUUGCUCAAAGUGUCAGUGGUUUACAUGAAGUGGCCGUGGGUGU
This is a messenger RNA of Rattus norvegicus (Norway rat), 792 nucleotides long. The record is from RefSeq and is a predicted model, not a curated record. Lineage: Eukaryota; Metazoa; Chordata; Mammalia; Rodentia; Muridae.